CUGUAACAUCUCUUUUUCCAUCGCGUUAAAGACACAAUCUCGCUCGUUUGCAGGGGCUCGGCUCCAUAAUGGCUAUAAUCACAGGACUCUCCCAUCUAGCUAAUCCAUUGGCCACCGCCGUCCAGCUCGAAACCUCCUCCAGUCACCUCGAUGGCAUCCCCAAGGACCUCGAAGACUGGGUACGAUUCGAGAGCUCCAAACUCCUCCAAGCAGCAGGGAUCCUCUUGCGCCUUCCGCAAGAACUCAUUGCUCAAUCUAUCAUCAUUCUUUGCCGUUACUGGAUCGGCGCUGAUGGUGGGAGUAUGCUGGACCAUGACCCCAAAGAUGCCGCAGCCGCGGCGCUGUAUAUGACGGCCAAGCCUUCGCCUCAUCCCGUCAGUGUGAGGCAGGUUUUUGUCGUCUUUUCUUACCUCACCUCCCGUUCCGGCUUCGACUACAAGAUGGCCAAUGAGGGAGAUGUCACCAACUGGCACAUCUCCGGGGUCGACUACGAAGCCGCCCGAUCACGACUUUAUGCAAUCGAAGCGCAUAUUCUGCAGGUUCUCGGACUUGCAACACACGUCGCGCUCCCCUUUACCCUGUGCAUCAACUACCUGCAAACCCUCGACGUCUUCAAAGCCUCGCGGCGAGAAGGCGAGGCCGUUGCGAAGCUCGCGUUUCAACACCUCAACACCGCUCUCCUGAGCCCGCAACUGCUAUAUCUCACUCACCAACCGACUGCACUCGCCACGGCCGCGAUUUAUCUCGCUGCGCGUGAGGUCAAGGUCAAACUGCCCGAGACGAGCUGGUGGGAAGUGUUCGACGUGGACCGCGAGGAACUCGGGUUCUUGGCGGUGGCGAUGAGGAGUGUGGAGGGGUUUGCGAGGGAGGAGCGCCUGAAGUGGGAGGGAAGAAGAGUGCCAAUGACGAUUGAAGGCCUGCGGGAGGAGAUUGAGCGGAGGCGAACCCGGGAGGUCGGCGGUGCGAGAUGACCGAGUCACGUGAUAAGUACAACGGUGGCCGGCUUCUACCGUCCACUGUGGAGCAAGUGAUGAUCAUGCGCGAAGCAGAAAGGGCAGCAUUAU
Molecule: messenger RNA, 1064 nt
Organism: Neohortaea acidophila
Lineage: Eukaryota; Fungi; Ascomycota; Dothideomycetes; Mycosphaerellales; Teratosphaeriaceae
Product: cyclin-like protein
Exons: 1
Coding region: 69-971 (300 amino acids)
Biological process (GO): regulation of transcription by RNA polymerase II
Cellular component (GO): nucleus
Molecular function (GO): cyclin-dependent protein serine/threonine kinase regulator activity
Source: RefSeq, a predicted model, not a curated record